UGCAAUAAAAAAGUACGAAGGUUUAGGUGUUUUUAUGUGGUAUUUUUGUUUUUAUUGUUAAUUGUUGCGGGCUUGUCUCGAUUGUUGACACCAGAAAUGUCGAAAGAAAAGGAGUGUCUCCGUGAGUUUAUCGAGCUAUAUAAAUCGUUUCCGUGUCUAUGGAAAGUAAAGAGUAAGGAAUACAGUGAUCGAAAUGCAAAAAAUCAACCCUACGAAAUUUUAAUAGAAAAACUGCAGACAUUUAACCCAGAGGCUAACAGAGAGAAUGUUGGGAAAAAAAUUAAUUCGCUACGUACCACAUACAAGAAGGAACUAAAAAAAGUGCUGGACUCCGAGCGAUCAGGUGCAGGAGAAGAGGACAUUUACGUACCCCACUUAUGGUACUAUGAUAUGAUGAAUUUUAUAAGGGAUCAGGAAACUCCCAGAAAUACAAAAUCGAAUAUUGAAGAUAUGCAGUUAAGUUAUCUUGAAGGAUUUAACUCAGUAUCAAAUUGAACUUAAAAGAAUUAUAGAUGAAGGAGAGAAAAAAGGAGAAGAAGAAAUUGACAACGUCAUUUCGCUGCGACAUGGUAUAAAGUAUGAAUAAGUGACAUAAGUGCAUCUUAAACUGGACCAUUAAACAAGUUAGCCGUAUGUUAUUAAAAAUAAAUCAACUAAGAGAAAACAAUAACCGGUACACACGUCCAUUCCGGACGAAAUUCACAUAUAUCACAGACACACCCUCCCGAUUUCCGGUUGGUCGCUUCGAGCCCUUAAGCCGCGCUGCCGAUUAACCGAUCCCGAAUUAAGCGACAAAAGAGUCGCUCAGACAUUUGACAACUUUAAAUUGGUUUUCAUUUAAAUGUAAAUCGCCGGGUCGCAGUCAAAAUAUUAAGCAAUUAUGGUAAUGCCUCCCUGCCUCCCUCCCCGGGCGAACGGCGUAUUAUAUAAAUCUCGGCGUAACUUCAAUUUUCUGGAUGAGCAGCUAAUUUUACACGGUGCUUGGUGUUUAUCCAAGGGUCCUUAAAGAUUAGCUAAGUUUAUAGUUUCGGCCCGUCUUGAAAAAAUUCCGCCAAUUAUCGCUUUAAAUUAAGAUAUCGCUGUAAAAGAAAAGGGAUCAAAAGGGAAAGUCAACAUUUUUUAGUCGUCCAAAGAAGUUCUGUUGGCAUUACAAUUAUUUUUAUCUUUAAAAUGAGAUGGUAGAUUGUGUUUUGCCCUUUUUUCUUUUUAUUUUUAUAUAUUUAUUAUACAUACUUAAACUGAUAUUUAGAAGCUAAUUCCUAGUAAGCACAAAAAUGUCCGCCAAUUAUCGCUGUAAAUUAAGAUAUUGGUGUAUGUAGAAGAGAAGAGAUCAGAAAAAAAAGUCAACAUUUUAUAGCCACCCAGAGAAGUUUUGUUGGCAUUGCAAUCAUUUUUAUCUUUCAAAAUAAGAUGGUAGAUUGUGUUUUGUUGUUCUUCCUCUUUUUUAUUGGACUUUUUUAGAUAUUUGAAACCUAAUUUCCAGUGAGUAAUAUUAGAUAAUUCAAUUAAUAUCGACAAAAAAUUGUAAUCGGUAUAUGAAAAGAGCUUAACGUGAAUGUAUUACAUGAAAAGACAAUGGUAUUAUGGGAAUAGAACAUUUGAAUAAUAUUUUUGGCCUAAACAUCUUCAAUAAAUAGUGUAAAACAUCUUUUUAGGUAAAAAAUUAACUGAAGUACCGCGAUUUUAGUUGAGCCAUAUUUGACAGCACUUAUUUCCAAAAAAAUCAAACUUCUAUCUUUGGUAGCUCAAAAUCUAUUCCAGGUACUUCAAUGAGUUUUUCACUCAAAGUUAAGACGAUUUCUGAGGAAAAGCUAUGAAAAAAAUUAUGUAUUUUUUUAAAGAAUUUAAUAUCAGUAGAUAUUUAUAAAACCUAAAAAUGAAAGAAUUUUAAUUUUUUUUCUAAUAAUAAAAUUAAUACCUACCGUAAAUAUUAUCAAACGGAUGAAACUAAAAAUUUAAAUUUU
Anthonomus grandis grandis is the source of this 1964-nucleotide messenger RNA. RefSeq lists its product as uncharacterized. The record is from RefSeq and is a predicted model, not a curated record. The transcript has 2 exons. Bases 97 to 495 code for a protein of 132 amino acids. NCBI's taxonomy places the organism in Eukaryota, Metazoa, Arthropoda, Insecta, Coleoptera, Curculionidae.